Notothenia coriiceps (black rockcod) is the source of this 1350-nucleotide messenger RNA. Its product is annotated as macoilin-like. The coding region runs from base 157 to 1350 and encodes 397 amino acids. Gene Ontology annotation, biological process: neuronal signal transduction. The transcript has 6 exons. Gene Ontology annotation, cellular component: rough endoplasmic reticulum membrane. The record is from RefSeq and is a predicted model, not a curated record. Lineage: Eukaryota; Metazoa; Chordata; Actinopteri; Perciformes; Nototheniidae.
CCCUCAGCGUUCAGUGUUUUUAUUUAUUUCUUUGUUUCAUGUGUGCAUAAAACAACAACAAUGGUGGAUAAUUGAAUAAGUGGAGAUUCACGAGGAUGAGCGAAUGACAUUUCCACUUCCAGUUUACCACACCGAUAGAGAAUCAACAGGGGGAGGAUGAAGCGGCGCAAUGCGGACUGCAGCAAACUCCGACGGCCAGUAAAACGGAACCGAAUCACCGAGGGUAUUUAUAGCAGUACGUUCCUGUACCUGAAGUUCCUGGUGGUGUGGGUGUUAGUUCUGCUGGCUGACUUUGUGCUGGAGUUCAGGUUUGAGUACCUGUGGCCUUUCUGGCUUUUUAUCCGAAGUGUCUACGACUCCUUCAGAUAUCAGGGACUGGCGUUCUCUGUUUUCUUUGUAUGUGUGGCGUUUACGUCAGACAUCAUCUGCCUCCUCUUCAUCCCCGUCCAAUGGCUGUUUUUCGCUGCCAGCACCUACGUAUGGGUCCAGUAUGUCUGGCACACAGAAAGAGGAGUCUGUCUACCCACGGUAUCGCUGUGGAUCCUGUUUGUGUACAUUGAAGCUGCCAUUCGCUUCAAAGAUCUGAAGAACUUCCACGUAGACCUGUGUCGACCCUUUGCUGCUCACUGUAUCGGCUAUCCAGUGGUGACGCUGGGCUUCGGCUUCAAAAGCUACGUCAGCUACAAGAUGCGACUGAGGAAACAGAAGGAGGUGCAGAAAGAGAACGAGUUCUACAUGCAGCUCCUCCUGCAGGCUCUACCACCAGAGCAACAGAUGCUCCAGAGACAGGAGAGGGAGGCAGAGGAGGCUGCGUUAGCUAAAGGGAUCACCGAGGUAGAACCAGCAGUCGUUUCCCAAAACGGAUCAGCUCCAGCAAAGAAAAGCCCCUCAGUGCCGUUACCAGAACUGGAGUACCGGGAAAAAGGAAAAGACAGUACAGUGAAAGAGGGUAAAAAACAAAACUCAGUGGGAAUCAAUAACAACAGUAUUGUACACGCACUGGACUCCAAAGUACAGGAGACAGAGUACAUAGAGAACUACGCCGGGGCAAAGAGACUGAAUAACGACCUGGCGGGAGACAGCACACACACCGAAACCAACACACACUCUGCUUCUAAAGAGGAAAUGGGAAGCACGGGGAAGAACUACAAAAACGCCAGCGGAGGCGGGGGAAACAUUUCCAACUCGUCGCCUCGGAAUCACAGUUCUUCAAAUGGCAGCGUGCCGCCAGGUUCCUCGGCCAAUAAGAACGAGAAGAAACAGAAGGGGGCGGGGAAAGGCCAGAAGGACCCGGUGGAGAACUGCAUCCCCAACAACCAGCUGGGCAAGCCCGACGCCCUCGUACGGUAA